This is a messenger RNA of Rotaria sordida, 1554 nucleotides long. NCBI's taxonomy places the organism in Eukaryota, Metazoa, Rotifera, Eurotatoria, Philodinida, Philodinidae. The record is from the annotation of a GenBank genome assembly.
AUGGCAGAAAGUGAAUCCAGAUCAAUUGAUAUACAAGAUACUUUUUUUCUUCAGGAUCAAUCAUCUAAACCAUAUAUUGUUAAAUUUUCAACAACUAUGCUUUCAAUUUCUUUACAAAAUAAUGAUAAUCAAGAACGAUCAGUAUUAGAUAAUAAUACACAAUUGAUAUCAAUUGAUGAUAUUUAUGGAUGUUUAUGUAUGAAAGAUAAUAAAGAUCCAAUAAAAUGUCAUUUAAAUAUAUAUUUAUAUUCAUUACGGAAACCAAAAGGUAUUAUUGGAACAUUUUCUAAAAAACUAACUCUACAACGUUCACAAUUACUAUUGACAUAUGCAAAACUUAAUGACUAUGAAAGUAAUUUAGCUGUCGUUACACGAUGGCAUUAUUAUAUAGCAAAUGCUAUUUAUUUAAGACGUAAUCUUCCUCUUGAUAUUGUGACAACAAAACGUGAUAAACGUGCUCUUGUUUUUGUUAAUCCAGCUGGUGGUGCUGGCAAAGCUUAUCGUCUUGUUAUGGAAUAUGUUAUUGGUGUAUGGAGUGAAGCAGAAUUUACUUAUCAUAUCAUUAUAACAGAACGUGCUGGUCACGCUCGUGAUUAUGUGCAAUCUAUACAACUUGCUGAUUGGAGUGGUAUUGUUUUAGCAUCUGGUGAUGGACUUAUUUAUGAAGUUAUAAAUGGUCUUAUGAAUAGAGAUGAUUGGCAAGAAGCUCUUAAAUUACCUAUUGGACAUUUACCUUGCGGAUCCGGCAAUGCAUUUAUAACAAAUAUUGUACGUUAUAGCCAACAACCAAUUAUGAAAACAAUGGAAAAAUUUAUUGUUCAAGCUGCUGUAAUUAUUGCUACAUAUAAUGUCCUUCCAUUUGACAUGGCUGUAGUAGAUAUCUGUGAUGGACAACGACUAUUUUCUUUUCUUUGUAUUGAAUGGGCUAUUGUUGCUGAUGUUGACUGUGAUAGCGAACAGUAUCGUUUUCUGGGUGAAGCUCGAUUUACAGUCGAAGCCAUCAAACGCGUUAUUCAACCUCGUACUUAUAAUGGUUAUAUUGAUUACAUUCCAUAUGAUGCUGCUGAUGAUACAGUAAAUACAAAUCAGAUAACACCAAAUACAACAAUUGCUCAACUUCAUCGACAUUUAUUACCGUUCAAUGAAUCUAUUCCGACCGAUUCAACAGUAACUAAAUGGCGUCGUAUCAAUGGUCCAUUUGCUCAUGUAUUAAUUACAUCUAAAGCUUCAAUAUCAAAAGAUACUAUAGCAUCAACAAAAUCAACAUUAUCUGAUGGUUAUUUAACAUUACAAUAUAUACGUGCUGAUAGUUCAAUACGUAUGAAUCUUGCUAAAACAUUUACAACAAUGUCUGAUGGAAAAUAUCUUGAUUAUGAUUUUGUUGAAUGGAUGCCUAUACGUGCAUUUCGAAUUGUACCAAGUGAUACAAGUGGAAAUAUGAUGAUUGAUGGAGAAAAAGUUUCUUAUGGUCCUAUUCAAGGUGAAAUUUUACCAAGUAUAGGUCGAUGUAUGGGUAAACCACCAAAACUUGAUCAAGUGUCAAUAAAUCCAUAA